Messenger RNA from Cercopithifilaria johnstoni, 333 nucleotides. The record is from the annotation of a GenBank genome assembly. NCBI's taxonomy places the organism in Eukaryota, Metazoa, Nematoda, Chromadorea, Rhabditida, Onchocercidae.
AUGAAAAGGGGACGAAGUACGCGACGAAAGAUACGAUUUUCGAGGAAGCGACGUCGAAAGAACCGAACUGCUUCAAGUACGUCAUAUUCAACAAUACCGAAAUCCUAUUCGGCACAAAUUUUUGGUGCAUUGAAAUCACUCGAUCCGGUGAGUGUUACGCAAGCACAGCAAUUAAUGAAUCAGUUUGUGAACGCAAUGUUUCAACGAUCAGCACUGGAUGCAGUCAAUGUAAGUCACUUAGAACCUCAUACAUAUUAUUUAUUCACUGUACGACUGACUCACAAUCAAACAAUCGGUCGAGUUGCAGCUACCAAUCAACCGCCAUAUUAUUGA